UAACGGCCUUACCGCUCAUGCUUCUCUUUAAAUUGUUUGGGACAAUAACACCGCCUCAUAUUGCUUUAUCGCAUCACAUAUUUAUGAUUAUUUUAUAUAUAUAUCUUAGUUAUGUUAUUUUUUAGGCAAUUUUAGGUUUGGCAUAAGUUUGGUUACUUCGAUUAAUCAUAAUAAAAUAAUGGUACACUUCCUAACAAUAGCGUGGAAGAAGUGACACGGAAUGUUAAUCUUUUUGACGACGCCUAUGGUUUACUCAGGUUUCUUUUACUGAAUUUUCGUGCUAUAAAAGCCUAUUUUGAAAGAAAGAUUCCACAGUAAGUUGUCUAGCAAAAAUCUUUGUUACUGGUGAUUAGUUAAGCAAAAACAUGUUUGAGCUACUAACUGGGCAUGGCGUUGAUAACCUUCGUUCAAGUGAUGCGUUUAUUUAUCUCUUCAAGGGAUAUACUAUUGUGGGCACAAACCCACCAAUGGAUGCAGGCCCGCUUUACUAUAUUUGGUCAGCGUUUCUUAAUACGAAUGCCGUUAUAUUCUCACCAUUUCUUUGUGGUGUGGGUUACAUUUUAAAAUAUAUGCAACAUACCAUAGAAACUAAGCAGCUUCUCAUCGGAAUACAGUCCAGUCUGAAUGUGCUUGGCAUACCGCCAAAAAUUAUAAUUAUGACGUUAUCCUUGAAACGAUUGCGUAGCAUGGAAUCCACUUUGGCACUUAUGGAUGCACGUUACACAAAGCCCGAAGAUCUGAACUUGAUACGUAAAUCAGCAAUUAUGGGCAAUAGAUUGGUCUUCGCUUUUGGUAUGGCGUACUUUUCAUACUGGCUGUUAACAGGAACAUCCUGUUUAAUCAAUGGAAAAGCACCACUUUCGCUGUGGAUACCCUUUUUGGACGAGAACCGGUCAAACUUCGAUUUUUGUUUUCAAUCAACGAUCGAUUUAUUUUUUAUGUUCUUCUUUUUAUUAUACCAAGUCUUAAACGAUUCCUACGGAUCCGUAUAUAUUUGUGUUAUACGUGCACAUUUGCAACUGCUGGUACGUCGAGUUCAGCUAUUGGGUAGAAACGUCGAGAUGAGUAGCGAUGAUAAAAUUAAAGAGCUUGUGGACUGUAUUAUCACACAUCAACAGAUUUUAAAAUUGCUAGGGGUUAUCGAACCGAUUAUUUCGAAAACGAUGUUUACACAAUUUUUGAUCGCCGCUUCAAUAUUGUGUGUGACUAUGAUUAAUAUGUUCAUUUCUGAUGAUCUAAGUACUCAAGUCGCUUCAGGGGCUUACUUUAUGUGCGUGUUACUGCAGAUAUCUCCAUGUUGUUAUUUCGCUUCAGAAUUGAUGGCUGAUAGCGAAAAGUUGCCCGAUGCCAUUUUUCAUUGCAAUUGGGUAGAGCAGGAUCGAUGUUUUCGCAAAAUGAUAAUUUAUUUUAUGCAUCGCUCUCAGUUGUCAAUCCAAUUGACGGCCAUGAAGUUGUUUUCCAUCAACGUGGCUACAAAUGUUUCGAUUGCUAAAUUUUCAUUUACACUAUUUACUUUCGUAAAAGAAAUGGGUAUCGGCCAAAAUGCAAAAAAAUAAAGGCAUCAAGAAAGAAAGAAAAUUGUAUGCAUCAAAUGGGAAUAAAUAUCUCUAAGUACAACAAUAAAUAUCAAUAUAGCAUUGGCCUUAAAGUAGCUUUAUAAGGGUGCGGCCAGAGUGAACGCUGAUGCCGAGCCGAGCCGAGCUUAUUGACGCUUAUUUUCAUGCGAGAAGAAAAUUUGUAUAUAACACAGUGAAUGCGAGAAUCAGCGCUGCAAUUCUGUUUAUUCCAUGUGUUUUGCUUCAUCUUUUGCUGGAUUCAUCUGAUGAAGAGUAUUUUGCUUCUCCGAGUGUGAUUAAUGCAAUUAUUAACACAAAAGAGUUUGGAAAACAUCCAAUUACACUAAAAAGGAAUGAAUUUGGUGAAUUUCAUCAUUUAUAUUAUGAUUUAAGAAAAUAACCAUUAAAAAACACAACUGCACUCUAAAAAGUAAACAUCAACAAUCCAAAAAAGCGAGCAAAACGCUUUGAAACUGUUUUCUCGCACUCAUCGGCUUUGCUCUCUGCUCUUGUCGGCGCUCACUGUGUUAUACACAAGCUUAUUUGUAUUGACUUGUAUGUAACCAGUUUUAUCGCACUGACAAUCUUUAUCGCACUGACAAUCUCGGCUCGGCUUUCAGCGUUCACUCUGGCCGCACCCUAAAGCUCGUAAAGAGCAAUAAAAGAUAUCGUAGUAGUUCAAAAUUCAAAAUUCUUUUUCAAUUCAAAAUUAAAUUUAAUUCUGAAUAAAGUUUUCUGUAGUCGCUUUGUUUAUA
Messenger RNA from Anastrepha ludens (Mexican fruit fly), 2311 nucleotides. Its product is annotated as odorant receptor 7a-like. The transcript is spliced from 3 exons. The record is from RefSeq and is a predicted model, not a curated record. Gene Ontology annotation, molecular function: olfactory receptor activity; odorant binding. Gene Ontology annotation, cellular component: plasma membrane. Gene Ontology annotation, biological process: detection of chemical stimulus involved in sensory perception of smell; sensory perception of smell. Lineage: Eukaryota; Metazoa; Arthropoda; Insecta; Diptera; Tephritidae. Bases 366 to 1556 code for a protein of 396 amino acids.